Messenger RNA from Schistocerca cancellata (South American locust), 509 nucleotides. RefSeq names its product ubiquitin-fold modifier-conjugating enzyme 1 (gene Ufc1). Gene Ontology annotation, cellular component: cytoplasm. Gene Ontology annotation, biological process: protein K69-linked ufmylation. The transcript has 3 exons. The coding region runs from base 52 to 492 and encodes 146 amino acids. Gene Ontology annotation, molecular function: UFM1 conjugating enzyme activity. The record is from RefSeq and is a predicted model, not a curated record. Lineage: Eukaryota; Metazoa; Arthropoda; Insecta; Orthoptera; Acrididae.
AGCAGUGUGCCCAACAUAAGCGAUGUAAAAACUGUCGUAUGAGUUUGAAGUAUGGUUGACGAAGCUACAAAAUCUACAUUAAGCGGUAUUCCGUUACUUAAAACUAAAGCAGGGCCAAGAGAGAAAGAAUUAUGGGUACAAAGAUUAAAGGAAGAGUACCAGUGCCUUAUUAAGUACGUACAAAAUAAUAAGGCCGCUGAUAACGAUUGGUUUCGACUAGAAUCUAACAAAGAAGGGACAAGAUGGUUUGGGAAGUGCUGGUAUAUCCAUAACCUUCUGAAAUACGAGUUUGAUGUCGAGUUCGAUAUACCAGUUACCUAUCCUACGACGGCGCCGGAAAUAGCUCUUCCAGAACUUGAUGGAAAGACAGCAAAAAUGUACAGAGGUGGAAAAAUUUGUUUAACAGAUCAUUUCAAACCAUUAUGGGCCAGAAAUGUUCCGAAGUUUGGAAUUGCACAUGCGAUGGCGUUAGGGGUAUGUACAUGCCUCUGAAAGUUGCUCUUCAAUCA